Molecule: messenger RNA, 1631 nt
Organism: Misgurnus anguillicaudatus (oriental weatherfish)
Lineage: Eukaryota; Metazoa; Chordata; Actinopteri; Cypriniformes; Cobitidae
Gene: cryaba
Product: crystallin, alpha B, a
Biological process (GO): response to heat; protein refolding; negative regulation of apoptotic process
Cellular component (GO): cytoplasm; nucleus
Molecular function (GO): structural constituent of eye lens
Source: RefSeq, a predicted model, not a curated record
AUACUGGAUAAUAUUAUCUGAUAUGGGAACAGAUUGUAUCUGGAUGUGCCCUGUUCAGGACAUAGGGGCAAAAUCCCUCCUGGCACAACUUGUUGGGGAUGUGGCCAGUUGACAUGGAGGCUCAAAAUCCAUUCUAAUUCAGCCAAAUAUUUUUCCAGGCUUGUGAGCAGAGAGGCAUUAAAAACCAUUCACGCCCCGGCAUUUGAGACUGUACAAUAAAUCGUUUUUUGUUUCAUUGAGCCAAAAGGGAAGAGGGCAACAAAAACUUUUGACCUCAUGACCAAAGAAGGAUCAAUGGGUGGCUGGGUUGGUAGCUGACACAAGGGUUAUGGUUGAGCCAUAAAUACAGGGGCACCAGCAGAACGUGCAGCAGAUCCACUGUGAACUUCAACCGCUACAUUUCGAUACAAUGGAUGUUACUAUCCAGCAUCCCUGGUAUCGUCGGCCCUGGCUCCCCGGCUUUUAUCCUUAUAGAAUGUAUGACCAAUUUUUUGGAGAGCACCUACACGACAGUGAUCUUCUAGCACCCUUGUACUCCAUGUUUAACUAUCGUCCUUUUUUCUGGCGUUUUCCAAGUUUUUGGGACAGUGGGAUGUCAGAGGUGAGACUGGAUAGAGAUCGCUUUGUAAUCAACCUGGACAUGAAGCAUUUCUCUCCAGAGGAGCUGACAGUGAGGGUUAAUGGUGACUGUGUUGAGAUUCGUGGGAAACAUGAUGAGCAUCAGGAUGACCAUGGAUACGUGGCACGGGAGUUUUACAGAAAGUAUAAGAUCCCUGCAGAUAUAGAUAAAGGGACCUUUACCUCCUCUCUGUCCUCUGAUGGCGUUCUGACCGUCUGUGCCCAUCGACACCAGCUGGAUAUCCCUGAGGGCAACAUUCCCAUCGGUUGCGGAGAGAAGCCACAAGUUUAAAAGUAAACCUCUGCCUCUUAACUCCAAACAACACUUGGCAACUUCCUCAUCACUGAAAAAAAUCUUCCAAUAUAACAGGCAUAAGAUUUACACAGAUAUAUACAUGUCUGUCCAUGUUAAAGUGAACAAUACAAUAUCAAGCAAAAACAGUAUGUGCUUUAAGUCUCUAAAUGAGCUUGGUUUGGUUUGUUUUAUUUAUAACCUACAGUGCACAGUUAUAUGUAAUUAUGUGGUUUGACUUGCAUGACUAGAUGGCUGUCAUCUUGACUACAUUUAGAAGUUAAAAUAGGAUUUUGUGCAGGGCUGACCUUUGUAUUUGAAGUUAUUAAUAAAUACCCAGUACAUUCCUGUAUAUAUACAGUAAAACAUGGCUUAGUUUAUGUUGUGCAUAUUAAUGUAAAGUAUGCGAUAAAGUACACCACUUUUUUGGAUACUGGGGCCAAAACCAAUGAAUAAUAGUCGGUUGUAUCUGUUUGGCUUUACUGGACAUUAAUAAAGAGCUUUAUCAAAAUGUAUUAUUGAAAAUGGCAAGCAAAGCUGUUUAGUAAACUACAUUCUGUGAGACAAUAAGACAAAUGUGGUCUAAUCACAAGAGUCCCCGAUAUCAUUUGGAAAAGCAUAUUUUUGCAGGGCUAUGUUUGGAUUGCAGAGGGUGGGGUUUAGUGAUUUGACUUUCCCAAUUUGCUUUAUUUUAUUGUUAAAAUAUCUAAAAAUAAAUUGA